Molecule: messenger RNA, 2257 nt
Organism: Diachasmimorpha longicaudata
Lineage: Eukaryota; Metazoa; Arthropoda; Insecta; Hymenoptera; Braconidae
Gene: l(3)72Dn
Product: lethal (3) 72Dn
Exons: 4
Coding region: 134-2209 (691 amino acids)
Biological process (GO): maturation of SSU-rRNA from tricistronic rRNA transcript (SSU-rRNA, 5.8S rRNA, LSU-rRNA)
Cellular component (GO): 90S preribosome; t-UTP complex; small-subunit processome
Molecular function (GO): protein binding; RNA binding
Source: RefSeq, a predicted model, not a curated record
CGCUGAUUGUGAAUGGUUUGGAAAGUAAAACACAUGUGGUUGAUUAUUUUGAAAAGUUUGAAAGGCAAAACGUGUUCUAGAGGUUUAAUCAUCGACUUUUCAAUGACUUAAAGAGAUAAACAACGUUGUGAUUAUGUCUACCUGUAAAAUUCAUCACGUCAAAUUUUAUAAUUUGGCACCCAGGUCUAUAACGUGUCUUUCUUAUGAGAAAACAACAAAAAAAUUGGCACUUUCAAGAAAUGACAAUUCAAUCGAGUUAUGGAAUGUCUCCCACACUCCCUUCCUGGAGCAAGUAAUCCCUGGGGACCCACGAGACUCGAUCGAGGCCCUCCUCUGGAUAGGCCCAUAUCGUCUUCUUUCUACAGGCCUCCGUGGCUUCAUAAUCGAGUACGAUCUAAUCAGUUUAAAACCCAAGUAUUCUCAGUCCAUCACCGGAGGAGCAGCCUGGUGUCUCGACGUAAAUCCUCUCCACACUCGUAUUGCCGUUGGUACAGAAGAUGGUUACGUUAACACCUUCACAAUAACUCAAGACAACCUCGUUUACGAAAAGAUUUUUGACAAGCAAAAGGGCAGAAUUUUAUGCUUGAAAUGGGACAAUACAGGUGAUAUGAUAUUUACGGGUUCAAAUGACACUGUCCGUGUCUGGAAUGCCAACUCAGGUCACGCAAUUCACAAAAUGACGACGGGAAGAAAGCAGAACAAGAAGGAGACCAUUGUUUGGUGUUUAGGAGUAACGAGUGACAACCACGUAAUCUCUGGCGAUUCAAGAGGAGUUUUAUUGGUUUGGGAUCCCUCAGUAGGAACAUUAAUUGAGAGCCAUGAGUCCCACACAGCUGAUAUCCUCUCAUUAGCAGUGUCCGAAGACUCCAAUAUAAUUUAUAGUGCUGGAAUUGAUCCAGUCAUCAGAAGUUUCUCAAAAGUUCUUUUGAAAUCCUCUGGAAGAUAUCAAUGGGUCAAAGGAAUCGAAAGGAGGCUCCAUACUCAUGAUGUCAGAGCUUUAGUCGAAACAAAUGGUAAAUUAUUCUCUGCUGGUGUUGAUGGAUAUUUAGCGCAGUCCAGUUAUCCACCCAAAAGUCUAGUAAAGUAUCCUCCACUGCUCGCAAAUCCCUGCGUCACUAUUUGUCCGAAAUCACGAUGCAUAUUACUUCGAUAUUCUAAUUAUCUGGAGUUAUGGAGACUCGGGACAGCGAAUAGUAUCAACUCUUCGAUGAGAAAUGGACACGCAAAGGAGAAAAAUGGCACGAUUUAUCCUUUAGAGGAAGAACCUAUCAAAUUAUUGGAGCUCAAGACGAAAAAAAAUGAGGCCAUUAUUGCGUAUGCAAUUACGAAGGAUUCAAAGAUGAUUAUUUACUCAACGGAGAACUACGUUAGAGUAUUUAAUUUUGAUAUUGUUGAAGGUAAUGCAAUGCUGACCAAGAGCGAGAUUAAUUUCGGCAUUGAGAGGAUACAGAUGAUGUUGUUUAGUCCGAAUAAUAAACUCUUCGUGACUGUUAAUAAUGAGAAUGGAUUCAAUCAGAUAAAUAUCUUCAAGGUUGAGCACAAAAGAUUUGAGCUGAAGUGCUCAUUCAAUAGUGCGAAACAAAAACUAAAAAAUAUUGGAGUUAUUUGUUUUUCGCAAGAUAAUGAGUACUUGAUCUGUGGAGAUCGUGAGGGUAGGGUGGUAGCGUAUCUGGUGGAGGAGUGCGAUGCAGAAGAGCCUAAGUGCUGGCCACUACCGAGUUAUCGAUGUCCUGCAACGGCCGUGGCUGUGCAACAGGAGACCAACAACUUGGUUAUUGUUUAUGCUGAUCAUAAGAUUGUGGAGUACAAUUUAUUCAGACGUCAGUACACAGAAUUCUCAAAUAAUUUGCAGACUCGCGUACCCAGUCACUGGCUGACGCGAACCUUCCCCAUUAUCAACAUCAUAUUUAAUCCUAAUGACCAAAAUGCUAUUAUUUUGCACGAUGAUACCACUGUUUACGUUAUUCAGAAGGAUCGAUUCACAGAUGAAGGUAUCAAACUUGCAAAAACUGAGAGUCAUGAGGAAGAUAGUAAUUCGAUGUCGAGUUCACAAGGGCAAUAUGACUUUCAAGUAAUUAAAAAAUAUAAGCAUCUUGUACACCUGGAAUGGCUGAAAAAUGGAGAGCUAGUUGCAGUAGAAGUGAAUCCCAUUUCGCUGACCGAGAAAUUACCAGCAGCGUUGAAACAAAGUUCUUUCGGUUGUUCAUGAAUGUUCCAUUGUUUAAAUAUUAUUUUUAAAUCAUCCUAAAAAUAUUAA